This is a messenger RNA of Gongylonema pulchrum, 915 nucleotides long. The record is from the annotation of a GenBank genome assembly. NCBI's taxonomy places the organism in Eukaryota, Metazoa, Nematoda, Chromadorea, Rhabditida, Gongylonematidae.
AUGUGGUACCACAAUGGGUUGCCAGCACUUGAUGUGCCGUUGCCGUCGCGUCAGGAGAUGUGUCAAUUUACUCUUCGACCCGUGAACGAUACUGUGGCUCAGUUCUGCCAGAAUAUCAGAAACGAGGAUAAGGGCAUCGAAAUCGUCCGCCUCUAUGCACAGAAUGAUAACCGGAUUGCGGGCAGCACCUCAGUAGAGCACCUGUUAUUGCAGGGCAAUUUUAAGCUGCGUGUCAAUGAUGUGAUUUAUACUGUUGACGUGCCUUCGUUUCCGACUAUUGAAUCGAAUAGCAAAAUGGGCAGCGACAGAUUGCGCAAAUUCGAUGAUUUGAAAUCAGCGGUGGCCUCACUGCAUGCUGUCAUGAAUGUGGAUGAAUUUAAAGCAUUUCGGGAACGAAAACUCAUGGAACGAUUCGAAACCGUGCAAGCAGAGCUUAAGCCACUCAGCGAAGUACGCUUCACAAAAGCUCGGAUUGAUGCGGAAUGCGAGAAACAAGCACAGCGAACAUUGUGGUAUACACUUGGAUUGAUGGGUCUCCAAGCGGGAUUUUUUGCUCGGUUGACAUGGUGGGAGUAUAGCUGGGAUAUCAUGGAGCCAGUCACUUACUUUGCAACGUAUGCAACGCUGAUGGCUUCGUUCGCCUAUUACAUGUACACCAAUCAGUCAUACGAUUACGGAGACCAUAAAAGGAGAAGACGAAACAUACUGUUCCAUCGGAAAGCAACAGAGUACAACUUUGACAUCUCCAGGUUCAAUGAAUUGCAAAAUCUUGCACGGUCGAUAAACCACGACUUGACGAGGCUUCGUGAUCCACUGUACCAGCAUUUGCCAGCAGCACGCUUGGCGUCACUGCUAAAUGAGGACCCAAGAAAGUCAUCUGGUGGUAAUCCGGUCGAAGAAGUUUCAUCCUGUUAA